ACACUGUCAGUGUCACACGAAAGAAUAGCAUCAGCUUGUGCAAGCAGCAGUAGUGUGUUGUGUAUAAAACUAUUAACUGUUUUUAUUUUGGGAAUUAAUCAAAUUCAGUACAUUAACUAAGAUGCUAGAAGUAACUUGUAAUGACCGUCUUGGGAAGAAAGUGAGAGUUAAAUGCAAUCCCGAUGAUACCGUUGGAGAUCUUAAAAAGUUAAUCGCAGCACAAACGGGUACAAGAUAUGACAAAAUUGUCUUGAAGAAGUGGUACACUGUAUUUAAGGACCACAUCAAAUUAUCUGAUUAUGAAAUCCAUGAUGGAAUGAAUCUAGAGUUAUAUUAUCAAUAGACACUGGGAUGGCAGACAUAAUAAUUUAAAUGUAAUGUUAAUUUUACUACUUUAAUAAAUAUAAGGAUACUAAAA
This is a messenger RNA of Trichoplusia ni (cabbage looper), 418 nucleotides long. It is a transcript of the gene ubl, whose product is annotated as ubiquitin-like protein 5. NCBI's taxonomy places the organism in Eukaryota, Metazoa, Arthropoda, Insecta, Lepidoptera, Noctuidae. The record is from RefSeq and is a predicted model, not a curated record. Gene Ontology annotation, cellular component: nucleus; cytoplasm. Gene Ontology annotation, molecular function: protein binding; protein tag activity. Gene Ontology annotation, biological process: protein modification process; mRNA splicing, via spliceosome. The coding region runs from base 122 to 343 and encodes 73 amino acids. The transcript has 3 exons.